AUGUGGGAGCUGCGUUCCUUAGCCUUCUCUCGGGCUGUCUGUGCAGAGUUCUUGGCCACACUCCUCUUCGUCUUCUUUGGCCUGGGGUCAGCCCUCGACUGGCCUCAUGCUCAGCCCUCUGUCCUGCAGAUCUCUCUUGCCUUUGGUCUGGCCAUUGGCACCCUGGUGCAAACCUUGGGCCAUGUGAGCGGAGCCCACAUUAACCCAGCUGUGACUGUAGCCUGUCUGGUGGGCUGCCACGUCUCCUUCCUCCGAGCUACCUUCUACGUGGCUGCCCAGAUCCUGGGGGCUGUAGCUGGGGCUGCCCUUCUCCAUGAGCUCACUCCACCUGACAUCAGGGGAAAUCUAGCCAUCAAUGCGCUCAGUAACAAUACAACUGCUGGCCAAGCUGUCACCAUGGAGCUCUUCUUGACCCUGCAACUGGUCCUCUGUAUUUUUGCCUCCACUGACGACCGUCGAGAGGACAACAUUGGCUCUCCAGCCCUCUCCAUCGGCUUCUCGGUGGCCUUGGGCCACUUGCUGGGAAUCCACUAUACUGGCUGUUCCAUGAAUCCAGCCCGUUCUCUGGGCCCUGCGGUUGUCGUGGGCAAGUUUGAUGACCACUGGAUCUUCUGGAUUGGACCUCUGGUUGGUGCCAUCCUAGGCUCACUCAUCUACAACUACCUCCUAUUCCCACAUGCUAAAAGCCUCUCAGAAAGGCUGGCCACUCUGAAGGGGAAAGAGCCAGAGGCAGACUGGGAGGAAAGGGAAGUGAGGAGGAGGCAAUCUGUGGAACUCCACUCCCCCCAGAGCCUGCCUCGAGGCAGCAAAGCCUGA
Molecule: messenger RNA, 816 nt
Organism: Vombatus ursinus (common wombat)
Lineage: Eukaryota; Metazoa; Chordata; Mammalia; Diprotodontia; Vombatidae
Gene: AQP2
Product: aquaporin 2
Exons: 4
Coding region: 1-816 (271 amino acids)
Biological process (GO): transmembrane transport
Cellular component (GO): plasma membrane; apical plasma membrane
Molecular function (GO): water channel activity
Source: RefSeq, a predicted model, not a curated record